UCGCAACGGGUUUGCCGUCAGAACGCAGGUGAGUGGCGGGUGUGGCUUCCGCGGGCCCCGGAGCUGGAGCCCUGCUCUGAGCGGGCCGGGCUGAUAUGCGAGUGUCGUCCGCAGGGUUUAGCUGUGAGCAUUCCCACUUCGAGUGGCGGGCGGUGCGGGGGUGAGAGUGCGAGGCCUAGCGGCAACCCCGUAGCCUCGCCUCGUGUCCGGCUUGAGGCCUAGCGUGGUGUCCGCCGCCGCGUGCCACUCCGGCCGCACUAUGCGUUUUUUGUCCUUGCUGCCCUCGAUUGCCUUCCAGCAGCAUGGGCUAACAAAGGGAGGGUGUGGGGCUCACUCUUAAGGAGCCCAUGAAGCUUACGUUGGAUAGGAAUGGAAGGGCAGGAGGGGCGACUGGGGCCCGCCCGCCUUCGGAGCACAUGUCCGACGCCACCUGGAUGGGGCGAGGCCUGUGGCUUUCCGAAGCAAUCGGGCGUGAGUUUAGCCUACCUGGGCCAUGUGGCCCUAGCACUGGGCACGGUCUGGCCUGGCGGUGCCGCGUUCCCUUGCCUCCCAACAAGGGUGAGGCCGUCCCGCCCGGCACCAGUUGCUUGCGCGGAAAGAUGGCCGCUCCCGGGGCCCUGUUGCAAGGAGCUCAAAAUGGAGGACGCGGCAGCCCGGUGGAGCGGGCGGGUGUUGUGAAAGCCACCGCUAAUUCAAAGCAAAAAUGGGAAAGGAAAAGACUCACAUCAACAUCGUCGUAAUUGGACACGUAGAUUCCGGCAAGUCCACCACAACCGGCCACCUGAUCUACAAAUGUGGUGGAAUCGACAAAAGAACCAUUGAAAAGUUUGAGAAGGAGGCUGCGGAGAUGGGAAAAGGCUCCUUCAAGUAUGCCUGGGUCCUGGACAAACUGAAAGCUGAGCGUGAGCGUGGUAUCACUAUUGACAUCUCCCUGUGGAAGUUUGAGACCAGCAAGUACUAUGUGACUAUCAUUGAUGCCCCAGGACACAGAGACUUCAUCAAGAACAUGAUUACGGGCACAUCUCAGGCUGACUGCGCUGUCCUGAUUGUUGCUGCUGGUGUUGGGGAAUUUGAAGCUGGUAUCUCCAAGAACGGGCAGACCCGUGAGCAUGCUCUUCUGGCUUACACUUUGGGUGUGAAACAGCUAAUUGUUGGUGUCAACAAAAUGGAUUCCACCGAGCCACCAUACAGUCAGAAGAGAUACGAGGAAAUCGUUAAGGAAGUCAGCACCUACAUUAAGAAAAUUGGCUACAACCCUGACACAGUAGCAUUUGUGCCAAUUUCUGGUUGGAAUGGUGACAACAUGCUGGAGCCAAGUGCUAAUAUGCCGUGGUUCAAGGGAUGGAAAGUCACCCGCAAAGAUGGCAGUGCCAGUGGCACCACGCUGCUGGAAGCUUUGGACUGCAUUCUGCCGCCAACUCGUCCAACUGACAAGCCUCUGCGACUGCCCCUCCAGGAUGUCUAUAAAAUUGGCGGCAUUGGCACUGUCCCUGUGGGCCGAGUGGAAACUGGUGUUCUCAAACCUGGUAUGGUGGUUACCUUUGCUCCAGUCAAUGUAACAACUGAAGUCAAGUCUGUGGAAAUGCACCAUGAAGCUUUGAGUGAAGCUCUGCCUGGGGACAAUGUAGGCUUCAACGUAAAGAACGUGUCUGUCAAAGACGUUAGACGUGGCAAUGUUGCUGGGGACAGCAAAAAUGACCCACCAAUGGAAGCAGCUGGCUUCACUGCUCAGGUGAUUAUCCUGAACCAUCCAGGCCAGAUCAGUGCUGGCUAUGCCCCUGUUCUGGACUGCCACACGGCCCACAUAGCAUGCAAGUUUGCCGAGCUUAAAGAGAAGAUCGAUCGUCGUUCUGGUAAGAAGCUGGAAGAUGGCCCCAAAUUCUUGAAGUCUGGUGAUGCUGCCAUUGUUGACAUGGUCCCUGGCAAGCCCAUGUGUGUUGAAAGCUUCUCUGACUACCCUCCACUUGGUCGUUUUGCUGUUCGUGACAUGAGGCAGACAGUUGCUGUGGGUGUCAUCAAAGCCGUGGACAAGAAGGCUGCAGGAGCUGGCAAAGUCACCAAGUCUGCCCAGAAAGCUCAGAAGGCUAAAUGAAUAUUAUCCCUAACACCUGCCACCCCAGUCUUAAUCAGUGGUGGAAGAACGGUCUCAGAACUGUUUGUCUCAAUUGGCCAUUUAAGUUUAAUAGUAAAAGACUGGUUAAUGAUAACAAUGCAUCGUAAAACCUUCAGAAGGAAAGAAUGUUUUGUGGACCAUUUUUUUUUGUGUGUGGCAGUUUUAAGUUAUUAGUUUUCAAAAUCAGUACUUUUUAAUGGAAACAACUUGACCAAAAAUCUGUCACAGAAUUUUGAGACCAUUAAAACAAGUUUAAUGAGAA
Molecule: messenger RNA, 2375 nt
Organism: Rattus norvegicus (Norway rat)
Lineage: Eukaryota; Metazoa; Chordata; Mammalia; Rodentia; Muridae
Gene: Eef1a1
Product: eukaryotic translation elongation factor 1 alpha 1
Biological process (GO): translational elongation; regulation of postsynaptic specialization assembly
Cellular component (GO): plasma membrane; cytoplasm
Molecular function (GO): translation elongation factor activity; GTPase activity; GTP binding
Source: RefSeq, a predicted model, not a curated record